CAGCAAUUCAGACUGCAUGCAAACCAGAAAGGUGAUUGUGAAAGAGUCGAGAGGGUGAAGUAUAGCGCAUUCCUCGAGAGAGAAUCCUACCGUUCUCUCUCCCAGCCGGCUUUCAACCAGGCAGCUUGGCUCGCACACGCAGUAGAUGUAUGACUUCUGGCUGAAAUUGGGAGCUUCGUGGUCAGUAGGGAAAAUAGAAGGAUUAUUCAAACCGAAAUAGCGAGUAGGCUAUUGUUGCAACAUCAAUUUAUAGGCUACUUUGCGUCGCAGAGAUUUAAUUUCGUACGCAACUUUUUGUUAUCCGUUUUCGUGACCAUGGGUUCACAACAAACUCACUUGUACGGGUGGGCAUUGAUGAUAGUCGCGGUUUUCUGUCAACGGGGUCAUGAAAGUUGCCCGGAGAAAGAUUUGGAGAAAAGGGAAGAGGACGCGAAUGUAGUUUUGACUGGCACCGUUGAAGAAAUCAUGAACAUGGACCCAGUGCACAACACAUACACUUGCAAGGUGAGGGUAUGGCGGUACCUGAAAGGAAAGACCAUGGUCAAUGGAGAGGUUCUUUUGGACGGUGGCAACAAGGUGAUGAUUGGUGGCUUUGGGGACCCUGAGGUCUGCGACAACCAGGUUGCCACUGGCGACACGCGCAUUUUCUUUGUCAACCUGGCUCCGGAGUUCAUGUGGCCAACGCACAAGAAUGAGCUGAUGCUCAACUCCAGCCUGAUGAGGAUUACCCUGCGUAACCUGGAGGAGGUGGAGAACUGUGUGGACGACAAACCUGUUCACUUCACACCAGCCCAGCCUCCUGACGAUUGCAGAGGAAUGCUAUGCGGCUUCGGGUCAGUAUGUGAACGUGAUGCGGCUGACCCCUCCAAGACAGAGUGCGUCUGCAAGAAGAUGGUGUGUCCGUCGGUUGUGGCGCCUGUGUGUGGCUCGGACUCCUCGACCUACUCCAAUGAGUGUGAGCUGGAGAAGGCCCAGUGCAACACGCAGCGGCGCAUCAAGGUGCUGCGCAAAGGACCCUGCGCCCUGGAGGACCCGUGCAGUGAGGUGACCUGCAGCUACGGCAGCACCUGCAUCCAGUCAUCGGACUCCUUGUCGGCCAAGUGCAUGUGCCCGCUGAGCUGCGACGGUAAGCCCGAGCAGGUGGUGUGUGGCAGUGACGGCCAAGACUACCGCAACGAGUGCGAGCUCUACAAGCAAGCCUGCCACACCCAGAAGAACUUCCGCCUGCAGCACCAGGGAUACUGCAACCCCUGCAAAGACAGUGAGAACAGUCUGAACGUGGCGUGCCGGGUGGAGCCACGUACCCGCCAGCCCCUGACCUUUGCCCCCCCGGAGUCCUGCCCACCCGUCAAUGAGCCACUGUGCGCCAACGACAGCCAGACAUACGAGAGCGAGUGCCAUAUGACGAGGACGGGCAUGCAGAAGGGCAUUGAACUCAGGAAGAUCCACCCGGGCCGCUGCAAGAAACAAGAGAUGUGCAAGGAGGAGUGCAAGUUCAAUGGCGUGUGCCAGGUGGAACAUCUAGGCGUGCACUGCUCCUGCGAGCCUAUCCAGUGCGACGGGACCUACAAGCCGCUGUGCGGCAAAGACGGACGCAGCUACGUCAACGACUGUGAGCGGCGACGGGCCGAGUGCCUGGCUAAAGCCCACAUCCCCGUCAAGCAGCAAGGCCCGUGUGAUCUGCACGAGCCCAGCCCGUGCCUGGCAAAGGCAUGCGAGUUUGGCGCUGUGUGUGUGGUGAAGAACGACAAGCCCGUAUGUGAGUGCUCUGAAGCCUGCAUCCAGACACCCGACCCAGUGUGCGGCAGUGAUGGCCACAGCUACGGCAGUCAGUGCGAGAUGAGGGCCACGGGCUGCGCCCUACAGAGGGAGAUCCACAUCCAGCACCGAGGACCCUGCGACGAGGCAUGUGCCAACUGUUCAUUCGGGGCGAUCUGCGACGUGCAGUCGGGCAGCUGUGUAUGCCCGCAGGAGUGUGUGGAGUCCCACCAACGGGUGUGUGGCAGCGACGGCUCCACCUACAACAGCGAGUGUGAGCUCAAUGUGCGCGCCUGUACCGAGCAGCUUGACCUGCAUGUGCUCGCCCAGGGACAAUGCAUGACGUGCGGCAGCUCUGUGUGUGCCUGGGGGGCCCAAUGCAUCCAGAACAAGUGCGAGUGCACGCAGUGCCAGGGCCAGGCUUUCUCGCCUGUGUGUGGCAGCAACGGCAUGACCUACGACAACACUUGCGAGCUGGGCUUGGCAUCCUGCGUCCUCAAGAAGAAGAUCGAGGUGGCCAAGCUCGGCAGCUGCGAAGAAGAGUGUGGUUCAGGAGGGUCGGCCUCAGGUGUUGAGAGCUGCGAACAGGAUAGGUGUCGUACGUUUGGAGGCUCGUGGGACGAGGACACAGAGGAUGACCGCUGUGUCUGUGACUUCGACUGCAAUCGCGUGCCUCGCAACCUGGUGUGUGGCUCAGAUGGGAAGACCUACAGCAACGAGUGUGAGAUGAAGAAGGCCAGUUGCGAAAGGCAAGGGCAUCUGCUAAUCCAGAAUCAGGGACCCUGCACUGCGAUUUCCGCCACCUCUCCGCCGGAGCUUACAGCGCCACAACGCUGUAUUCAGUCAGUCUACGGCUGUUGCCGCGACAACAAGACGGCGGCCCUUGGUGUGGGACUCGCUGGAUGCACCAGUACGUGCCAGUGUAACCCGUAUGGCUCCUACAAGGGGACAUGUGACCCGGACAGCGGCCAGUGCUCCUGCAAGCCCGGCGUCGGGGGACAGAAGUGUGACCGCUGCGAUCCAGGCUUCUGGAACUUCCGCGGCAUCGUCACAGAGAACUUGAGCGGCUGCACACCGUGUAACUGCGACGCAGUGGGCUCGGUGAGGGACGACUGCGAGCAGAUGUCAGGUCUGUGCUCCUGCAAGACUGGAGUGAAGGGCAUGAAAUGCAAUGUGUGCCCCGAUGGCAGUAAGAUGGGCAGAAGCGGCUGCGACACAGGUGCUGAUGCCCCAACCUCAUGUAAUGAGCUGGACUGCAAGUUUGGCGCGUCUUGUGUUGAGGUCAAUGGCCAAGCCCACUGUGAAUGCCCCUCGCCCGACUGUGACGAGAAGAACAAGACCAAGGUGUGUGGCUCUGAUGGGGUGACCUACGCUGACCAGUGCCAGCUGAGCACCAUUUCCUGUAGGCGGGACAAGCACAUCAGAGUGGAACACUUUGGCCAGUGCACAGAAAGCAUCACCGAGCCGGCCAGCCGACCCACCCCUUACCCCCCCACCCCCCGCGCAAAAGCCACCACCCCCUCCCACGUCAGGCUUACGUCGUCGCGCCAUGGCACAUCAUACUCUCCCUGGGACGAUGAUGAAACCGAGGGGCCACUAGCCUCAUUCGUGGAGGCCCUGCCGCCCCCCAUGUCCACUGAGAGACCGCUCACCACCAACCACCCCGUCAUCACCCCCCACCACCCACCUCACUCCACCACCCCUCGCCUACCCAGCCACACCAGCCCUGGCUCCUCCCCUACAGCCUUGGAGGACUCAGGGAGCGGUGAGCCCAGCGGAGAUGACCAGGUGGAGGAGGUGGAAGAGGGUAGCGGCGUCGGAGUCCUGGAGGCGAGCGGAGAGGAGCCAGUUGACCCCACAGCCACCACCAUCCCCACAGUUGAGGACCGCUCGUCGUGUGACAACACUCCUUCGGCUGUUGUCCUGAUGGCAAGACGGCUUCCAGCAGCCCUGAGGGAGUCAACUGCCCCUGUAACCACCAUGCGGUUCAGCGGCUUCCUGCACUUGGACCAGGUGGAGGGCCAGGAGGUCUUCUACACCCCUGAGAUGGAGGAUCCUAAGUCUGAGCUGUUUGGCGAGACGGCCAGGAGCAUCGAGAGUGCUCUGAACGAGUUGUUCCGUAAAUCAGAGGUGCAGAAGGACUUCAUGAGCGUCCAAGUCCGCAGCCUGGCGCCCAGCAACUCCAUCCUGGCCUUCGUCGAGGCCCACUUCAACCCAGAGACGAGGUUCAAGGUGCAGGACAUUGAAGGAGCCCUGCUCAAGCAGCUGAAGGCAGCCAAGGAGACAGCCAUUGUGGUGAAGAAGCCAGAGGAGGAGAAUAUUCGCUUCAACAACUAUGGCCUGUUCUCCCUCCCCUACUUCACCACCACUACCACAGCUACCGCCACCACCCCCACUGCCAGCACUGCCACCAGCACCAUCCUGCCGCCCCCCAACUCCCCUUUCAUCACAAGCCGUCCCCUGGGCACCACCCUGCCUCCCCCCAACUCCCCUUUCAUCACAAGCCGUCCCCUGGGCACCACACGCCGUUCCUAUACCAGCCGCCGGACCACCGCCGCCCCUUCUACCAUGGCCCCCACUCCCACCACUACUAUCACCCCCUUCCACAGGACCAGCCCUGUGCCCCACUACACCAAGGCCCAGCGGCCCUGCGACUCCCACCCCUGCCGCCACGGCGGCACCUGCGAGGACGACGGCGCCGACUUCACCUGCAUCUGCCCCGCCGGGAGAGGGGGCGCCGUCUGCGAGAAAUUGAUCACAUACUUCAUCCCGUCAUUCGGGGGUAAGUCCUAUCUGGCCUUCGACACCAUGAGGGCCUAUCACACGGUCCGCAUCGCCAUGGAGUUCAGGGUGGCCGAGAUGACUGGCAUCCUGCUCUUCAACGGCCAGGAUGGCAAGAAGGACUUCCUGUCUCUCACCCUGGUCAAUGGCAAGGUGGAGCUCAAGUUCAACACCGGCUCGGGCACAGGCACACUGGUCAGUAAAGUCCAGGUGAAGCAGGGUCGCUGGUACCAGCUGGUGGUGACGAGGAACCGGCGCAACGCCGUGCUGAGCGUGGACGAUGAGCUCCACAUCGAGGGCGCCAGCCCCCCCGGCACCGACGGCCUCAACCUGGACACACACCUCUUCAUCGGAGGGGUGCCCGAGGACAUGAUGACAGAUGUGAAGGAGAGGACCUCCACUGGUACAGGUCUUGUUGGCUGUGUUCGCACGCUGGACGUCAACAACCUGGUGUACAACCUGCAGGAGAAAGGUGGCAACGUGCUCUACGGCACCGGCGUAGGCGAGUGCGGCAACAACCCGUGCCAGCCUAACCCCUGUAAGAACAGUGCCUCCUGCCAGGUCAAGGAGGCUGAGAUGUUCCACUGCAAGUGCAUCAACAGCUACUCCGGUCCGACGUGCGCCGACACCCACAAUCCAUGCGAGCCUAACAGAUGCCACCCAUCGUCCCAGUGUCAGGUGCAACCAGAGGGAGGGUAUAAGUGUGAGUGUCCCAUGGGCCGCGAGGGACGCCAUUGCGCGCAAGUGUCGGACAAGAAAGGGGUCUACAUGCCGUUCUUUAGUGGAGACUCUUACCUGGAGCUGAAGGGAUUGCACACCUACGGUCACGAUCUCCACUUAAAGGUCAGCAUGACGGUGGUGCUCAUGGCCAACGAAUCCAACGGCAUGAUUUUCUACAAUGGCCAGAAGACUGACGGCAAAGGGGACUUCAUCUCCCUUUCCCUCAACGACGGCAUCCUGGAGUUCCGCUACAACCUGGGCAAGGGCCCAGCCGUCAUCAGGAGUAAAGAUAAGAUCAAGAUUGAUGUGUGGAACACAGUGAAUCUGGAGAGGGCCAGUCGCAAGGGAGAGAUCAACAUAAACGGAAAGGACCCAGUCAGGGGAGAGUCACCGAAAUCACGCAAGAACCAACACACUGCUCUCAACCUGAAGGAGUCUCUGUUCGUGGGUGGUGCUCCUGAUUUCAGCCGGCUAGCGAGGGCCGCCUCGCUCAAAGAUGGCUUCAAGGGGGCCAUUCAGAAGAUCACCCUGAUGGGCACUUCCAUCCUGCGGCAGGAGAACGCAUUGCACUCCAGUGACGUGGCCAUGUUUAAGGGCCACCCGUGCAGCAGGGAUCCCUGCCACAACGGGGGUCUCUGCAACCCCAUGCUUGAGAGCUACGAGUGUGUGUGCCCCCACGGCUUCACGGGCACAGCCUGUCAGAACACCAUCUUGGAGAAGUCCGCCGGGGAGACAGAGUCCAUUGUUUUUGACGGCCGGACUUUUAUCGAGUACCACAACGCCGUCACUAAGAGUGAGAAGGCCCUGCUGGUGAACAAAUUUGAGCUGAGCAUCAAGACGGAGGCCACACAGGGCCUGGUGCUGUGGAGCGGAAAGGGCGUGGAGCGCUCUGACUAUAUCGCCCUGGCCAUUGUGGAUGGCCGUGUGCAGAUGACCUAUGACCUGGGCUCCAAGCCUGUGGUGCUUCGCUCGACGGUGCGCGUCAACACUAACAGUUGGAUCUGCAUCAAGGCCAGCAGAGCACUUAGGGAUGGAUCUCUCCAGGUGGGCAACGAGGCAGCGGUCACGGGAUCAUCGCCUCUGGCAGCCACUCAGCUGGACACAGACGGAGUUCUCUGGUUGGGUGGCUUGGAGGAGUUGAUGGUGGCCCGCAGGCUGCCUAAGGCCUACAGCACGGGCUUCGUUGGCUGUGUAAAGGACGUGGUGGUGGACGGCAUGGAGCUUCACCUGUUGGAGGACGCCCUCAAUAGCCCCAAAAUAUUACACUGUUCCACCGCUGAGGCCAAAAAAUUGCCUGGCUAAACCACCCCCUUCAUAAACUACAUGUCUAAUGCUGUAAUUAAGUUCUAUUUUUGUAUAAUUGUCAUCGCUUUUUAUAUUGGAAAAAAAUAAUACAUUGUUUUAAUUUGUUUUUUUUUGUUUUUAUAUACUGUAUUUGUUUUUGUUUAUCUACGCCUCCCGUUUGUUCAUUAUCCCCCUCCUGAAAGGCCAGUGUAAAUACCUUGCGUAUAUGCGUACAUUUGUGUGGCGUCGCAAGACAAGCGAAAGUUGUAUUAAUUGUAUUUGUUAUUUUCAAACAAUCGCGAACAAAACCUUCGUAUCGCUCAUUACUUGAACACUGGUGAACCACAUUGGUCCUCUCUAUUAUUGCCUUGUCUUGGUGUCAUAUCAAUCACUACCACUCAACACAGCCUAUAGACAUAACCCUAACUCUACAUACAAACAUUCCCAUGUGAGGCAAAUGCAGUAGAGACAUUCUGCAGUUUCCUGUGUCAUGUUCAUUAGAGCACACUGUUACAAAACGUUUUACAACAUUUUGCAACGAGAACAAGCCUGUCUUAUUGGUGCCUCAUGAACACAACUCUGGUAUCAUAGAACCCUCUGCUUAGAUAGGACACAAGUGUAUUCCAUAUUAGUUAAGAAUGAGUUUCGGAAACCGCCUAAUCAAACUCUUCAAACUCCUCAUACAGUUGGCUCUGAAUCAAUAACUCAUUUUUUAACAAAGACAAAGUGCCCUGCAUUCCAGAACAACUAACAUACCAUAAUUUCAAAACAUCCAUCAAUCAAGAAAUGUAAUAAUAAUUUACAUAAAUAAAUGUAAUAAAUAUAGAGUAUAUAAAUACCUGAGACUGUGAAUAUGUAAGAUUGGUUCUCUUCUCAUGUAUUGUGCAUUGUAUUUUACAAUCAGUAAAGCUAACAAUGACCACUAGUUGCAUGCAGUUUCUGCGGUGUUGGUUUUGUUUUUGUUUUUGUUUCGCCGAAUCUUUUCAUUUUUUUUCCCGUGUCAGCGGUCAAGUGGAUUAUUUUACUCUCACCUGAUUUCACUGAGCUUGUGGAACUAUUUAAUUUGUCUGGGUCCUUUUUUGAAAAUGGUGUAACAGAACAAGUUGUUGUUUUUACCACAACUGGCCUGAUGGAGGAGCUGUAAGAUAAGGCUAAAUAGAGGACAAACCUAGAGGAAGAGGAGAGAUAUCAUACCAGGUGGGCAAUGGGACCCUUCAAUGCUCAGUCAUGGAAUGGUCAGUCAUCAAUGAAAUUCUUCAAGCUUUCAAACUUCAGAGUAAACAAUGUUUCUCAAAUUGAAAUGAAAACUGGUUCAUACUCUUGCAUUAAAAUAAAGUGGUCCAUCUCUUGCUGUUGGAAAGGGGAUAAUGUGAUAAGUUGGGAUAUUGGGCAGCAGAAUUUCAAGAAAGAAAAUUGCAAACAUAAUUGCAAAUAAACAUGGGUUUGUAUUAAGAUGAAUUCUGUAACAUCCAAAAACUGCAAUGACUGACAUAAACCCACUCUGUUUUGAUAUAUAAGAUACGUGGCAAUAUUAUAAGGCAUAAAAAAAAAAUAUUGGUUGAGUUUGUUCACUUCAUAUUUUCCCCUCCUGAAACAAAGGUGGCCAUUUUGUACGUGUAAAUUAAGCAUUGUGUAAAACUGUGGAGGUUAUGUUUUUAGUACUAUACACUGGAACCAAGAAGUCUGACUUGUCUGUUCACUACACACAAUAAUGAUGUUCUUAUGUCAAUGGGGAAGGAAAGGGGAGGGGAAGAGCAUUGAAGAUGGCUUUUGAGUCAAAUCAAGGACUAGUUUCCAAAGCUAAGACCAGUAACCGUGUGUGCGUAUGUAUGGUCUACACCACUGCAUUUCCAUGUUGUAUUACUGUUGAAUUGGACCUAUUCCAGUAGUUGUGGAAUAUGUCCUGUGUUAUUGACACUCAGAAGUGACACUGGCUCAAGAGUAAGACGGGCACAAUCUAAUGUUGGGGUAGUUGAAACUGUCUAUGAAUUGCCUUAAAACAGGUCAACGGCUCACCGGUUGACAAAGUCGUCGUCCAUACUGUUCUGUGCUCUUAUUUUAGCCAGCAUACUAGCCUCAUCAUCCCCAUCGACUGGCCUCUAAACUACUGUUUGAUUGAGACGCUCCUGAAGGGCAGCGCACCGAGUAAGAGUGGCAUGAACUGAUCAUUAAUAACUUUAUUACCUUUGUCUUUUGUUCCUACCACCAUGAAAUAAAAUGUCAAACAGA
Messenger RNA from Salmo salar (Atlantic salmon), 8772 nucleotides. Lineage: Eukaryota; Metazoa; Chordata; Actinopteri; Salmoniformes; Salmonidae. The record is from RefSeq and is a predicted model, not a curated record.